Messenger RNA from Pan troglodytes (chimpanzee), 4308 nucleotides. It is a transcript of the gene ITGA7, whose product is annotated as integrin subunit alpha 7. Bases 1333 to 3819 code for a protein of 828 amino acids. The transcript is spliced from 27 exons. Gene Ontology annotation, cellular component: integrin complex; external side of plasma membrane. Lineage: Eukaryota; Metazoa; Chordata; Mammalia; Primates; Hominidae. The record is from RefSeq and is a predicted model, not a curated record. Gene Ontology annotation, molecular function: integrin binding. Gene Ontology annotation, biological process: leukocyte migration; cell-matrix adhesion; cell-cell adhesion.
GAGACGUUGGGUGAAGAUCUUGGCGGGGAAGAGAGGUAGAGGGUUGCGGAGGGCAGGUGAAGUGUUCUUUAUUGGGAGCUUAGUUUUUGCCACUCCCAUGGUUCAAGCUUUGACUACAACCAGAAUUCAGAGGCAGGCAGAAGGAUUCCAGUGCUGGAGAGGCUGCUGGUGGGUGCUCCCCAGGCCAUGGCUCUUCCUGGGCAGCAGGCGAAUCGCACUGGAGGCCUCUUCGCUUGCCCGUUGAGCCUGGAGGAGACUGACUGCUACAGAGUGGACAUCGACCAGGGAGCUGAUAUGCAAAAGGAAAGCAAGGAGAACCAGUGGUUGGGAGUCAGUGUUCGGAGCCAGGGGCCUGGGGGCAAGAUCGUUACCUGUGCACACCGAUAUGAGGCAAGGCAGCGAGUGGACCAGAUCCUGGAGACACGGGAUAUGAUUGGUCGCUGCUUUGUGCUCAGCCAGGACCUGGCCAUCCGGGAUGAGUUGGAUGGUGGGGAAUGGAAGUUCUGUGAGGGACGCCCCCAAGGCCAUGAACAAUUUGGGUUCUGCCAGCAGGGCACAGCUGCCGCCUUCUCCCCUGAUAGCCACUACCUCCUCUUUGGGGCCCCAGGAACCUAUAACUGGAAGGGUGAGUCACUCCUCGGGAAGGGGAGAAGGGGACCAAAACCUCCUCUUACCUCAGAGACAGGGUUGGGGAUGGCACAUGGCCAAGCAUGACCACAUGUGCACUGCUGUAUGGCCCCAGGGCACUGCCAUGCCUUCCACCCCAUUGAGCUAGUGCACACGUGAAUGGGGGGUGCCUCCUUUCCCUCGCACGGCCAAGUGUUCCUCAACAUGCUGGCAUGGGCCCCAAGUGCACGCUGGGCCUGCAGCUGGGGCCUGCAGCUGGGGCCUGCAUGCUCCAACACACUAGCCCACACCUCAUCACUGCCAUUCCCGUCUCCGCACGCUGCUGCUGGCUGAGCUGACACUCGGCACCGCCAGGGUGGAGCUCUGUGCACAGGGCUCAGCGGACCUGGCACACCUGGACGACGGUCCCUACGAGGCGGGGGGAGAGAAGGAGCAGGACCCCCGCCUCAUCCCGGUCCCUGCCAACAGCUACUUUGCUCAGACCCCGACCAGCUGGUGUAUAAAACUUUGGACCCUGCUGACCGGCUCCCAGGACCAGCCGGAGACUUGGCCCUCAAUAGCUACUUAGGCUUCUCUAUUGACUCGGGGAAAGGUCUGGUGCGUGCAGAAGAGCUGAGCUUUGUGGCUGGAGCCCCCCGCGCCAACCACAAGGGUGCUGUGGUCAUCCUGCGCAAGGACAGCGCCAGUCGCCUGGUGCCUGAGGUUAUGCUGUCUGGGGAGCGCCUGACCUCCGGCUUUGGCUACUCACUGGCUGUGGCUGACCUCAACAGUGAUGGCUGGCCAGACCUGAUAGUGGGUGCCCCCUACUUCUUUGAGCGCCAAGAAGAGCUGGGGGGUGCUGUGUAUGUGUACUUGAACCAGGGGGGUCACUGGGCUGGGAUCUCCCCUCUCCGGCUCUGCGGCUCCCUUGACUCCAUGUUCGGGAUCAGCCUGGCUGUCCUGGGGGACCUCAACCAAGAUGGCUUUCCAGAUAUUGCAGUGGGUGCCCCCUUUGAUGGUGAUGGGAAAGUCUUCAUCUACCAUGGGAGCAGCCUGGGGGUUGUCGCCAAACCUUCACAGGUGCUGGAGGGCGAGGCUGUGGGCAUCAAGAGCUUCGGCUACUCCCUGUCAGGCAGCUUGGAUAUGGAUGGGAACCAAUACCCUGACCUGCUGGUGGGCUCCCUGGCUGACACCGCAGUGCUCUUCAGGGCCAGACCCAUCCUCCAUGUCUCCCAUGAGGUGUCUAUUGCUCCACGAAGCAUCGACCUGGAGCAGCCCAACUGUGCUGGCGGCCACUCGGUCUGUGUGGACCUAAGGGUCUGUUUCAGCUACAUUGCAGUCCCCAGCAGCUAUAGCCCUACUGUGGCCCUGGACUACGUGUUAGAUGCGGACACAGACCGGAGGCUCCGGGGCCAGGUUCCCCGUGUGACGUUCCUGAGCCGUAACCUGGAAGAACCCAAGCACCAGGCCUCGGGCACCGUGUGGCUGAAGCACCAGCAUGACCGAGUCUGUGGAGAUGCCAUGUUCCAGCUCCAGGAAAAUGUCAAAGACAAGCUUCGGGCCAUUGUAGUGACCUUGUCCUACAGUCUCCAGACCCCUCGGCUCCGGCGACAGGCUCCUGGCCAGGGGCUGCCUCCAGUGGCCCCCAUCCUCAAUGCCCACCAGCCCAGCACCCAGCGGGCAGAGAUCCACUUCCUGAAGCAAGGCUGUGGUGAAGACAAGAUCUGCCAGAGCAAUCUGCAGUUGGUCCGCGCCCGCUUCUGUACCCGGGUCAGCGACACGGAAUUCCAACCUCUGCCCAUGGAUGUGGAUGGAACAACAGCCCUGUUUGCACUGAGUGGGCAGCCAGUCAUUGGCCUGGAGCUGAUGGUCACCAACCUGCCAUCGGACCCAGCCCAGCCCCAGGCUGAUGGGGAUGAUGCCCAUGAAGCCCAGCUCCUGGUCAUGCUUCCUGACUCACUGCACUACUCAGGGGUCCGGGCCCUGGACCCUGCGGAGAAGCCACUCUGCCUGUCCAAUGAGAAUGCCUCCCAUGUUGAGUGUGAGCUGGGGAACCCCAUGAAGAGAGGUGCCCAGGUCACCUUCUACCUCAUCCUUAGCACCUCAGGGAUCAGCAUUGAGACCACGGAACUGGAGGUAGAGCUGCUGUUGGCCACGAUCAGUGAGCAGGAGCUGCAUCCAGUCUCUGCACGAGCCCGUGUCUUCAUUGAGCUGCCACUGUCCAUUGCAGGAAUGGCCAUUCCCCAGCAACUCUUCUUCUCUGGUGUGGUGAGGGGCGAGAGAGCCAUGCAGUCUGAGCGGGAUGUGGGCAGCAAGGUCAAGUAUGAGGUCACGGUUUCCAACCAAGGCCAGUCGCUCAGAACCCUGGGCUCUGCCUUCCUCAACAUCAUGUGGCCUCAUGAGAUUGCCAAUGGGAAGUGGUUGCUGUACCCAAUGCGGGUUGAGCUGGAGGGCGGGCAGGGGCCUGGGCAGAAAGGGCUUUGCUCUCCCAGGCCCAACAUCCUCCACCUGGAUGUGGACAGUAGGGAUAGGAGGCGGCGGGAGCUGGAGCCACCUGAGCAGCAGGAGCCUGGUGAGCGGCAGGAGCCCAGCAUGUCCUGGUGGCCAGUGUCCUCUGCUGAGAAGAAGAAAAACAUCACCCUGGACUGCGCCCGGGGCACGGCCAACUGUGUGGUGUUCAGCUGCCCACUCUACAGCUUUGACCGCGCGGCUGUGCUGCAUGUCUGGGGCCGUCUCUGGAACAGCACCUUUCUGGAGGAGUACUCAGCUGUGAAGUCCCUGGAAGUGAUUGUCCGGGCCAACAUCACAGUGAAGUCCUCCAUAAAGAACUUGAUGCUCCGAGAUGCCUCCAUAGUGAUCCCAGUGAUGGUAUACUUGGACCCCAUGGCUGUGGUGGCAGAAGGAGUGCCCUGGUGGGUCAUCCUCCUGGCUGUACUGGCUGGGCUGCUGGUGCUAGCACUGCUGGUGCUACUCCUGUGGAAGAUGGGAUUCUUCAAACGGGCGAAGCACCCCGAGGCCACCGUGCCCCAGUACCAUGCGGUGAAGAUUCCUCGGGAAGACCGACAGCAGUUCAAGGAGGAGAAGACGGGCACCAUCCUGAGGAACAACUGGGGCAGCCCCCGGCGGGAGGGCCCGGAUGCACACCCCAUCCUGGCUGCCGACGGGCAUCCCGAGCUGGGCCCCGAUGGGCAUCCAGGGCCAGGCACCGCCUAGGUUCCCAUGUCCCAGCCUGGCCUGUGGCUGCCCUCCAUCCCUUCCCCAGAGAUGGCUCCUUGGGAUGAAGAGGGUAGAGUGGGCUGCUGGUGUCGCAUCAAGAUUUGGCAGGAUCGGCUUCCUCAGGGGCACAGACCUCUCCCACCCACAAGAACUCCUCCCACCCAACUUCCCCUUAGCGUGCUGUGAGAUGAGAGUGGGUAAAUCAGGGACAGGGCCAUGGGGUAGGGUGAGAAGGGCAGGGGUGUCCUGAUGCAAAGGUGGGGAGAAGGGAUCCUAAUCCCUUCCUCUCCCAUUCACCCUGUGUAACAGGACCCCAAGGACCUGCCUCCCCGGAAGUGCCUUAGCCUAGAGGGUCGGGGAGGAGGUUGUGUCACUGACUCAGGCUGCUCCCUCUCUAGUUUCCCCUCUCAUCUGACCUUAGUUUGCUGCAUCAGUCUAGUGGUUUCGUGGUUUCGUCUAUUUAUUAAAAAAUAUUUGAGAACAAAA